UCGAGCAAAAUCCAGUCCAUAUUUCCCCUCAACCCCGUGUGGCUCGCUGGCAGGUCUUGUUUACUGGCGCAAAGACAGGAAAGGGGAUCCUUGGAGAGACGGGGCAUGUCAAUCUUCUAACGUAGCUACCUCUAAUGUAGGGGGAAAUAUUUUUCGUUUUAUUCAGUGUCUAUUCUCGGCUCAGUGGAAUUGCUGUUUGUAGCAUAAGACACUGUGUAAUCAACGCCAAGACUUGGUUUACAUAGAUAAGAAUUACAGAAUGGUUCACUAACCUCGACGAGAAGUCAAGCAAUUGAGGUGGACGCCUGGCUGAAAUCUCAGCACUGAAUUGAGCCAACACUACGGGGACGGCCUUUUCUUCGUGCAUGUAGAACGCUCGAUGGUGAACUUUAGCUGCUGCGACUACUCUGCUAUUUGUCGUACUAUUGUUAUGGACUUUACUGUUUAUAUAGGGGAGUGUAGUACGGUACAUUAUGGUCGGACAGCUGCUGCACCCGAAGCGCACUGACCCGUGAAUUUACUACGCCACGCUUGCUAGCUAACAUUACAUGGGCCAAGUUGUCAGCAGGACCUCAGAAGAACAACUGGCUAGGAUUAGUUUACUAGGCACGGACAUAUAGUUAGCAUUGUGUGGCCAUUUUUACGAUUGUCUGAACCUCCAUUUGAUUUUUUUAAAUUCAUCUUGAAACAGGGUGAAUUCAAACGGAUUGCUCUCCUGCUGUGACAAAAAAAAAUAACUUUAUUUUGGCCUGUGUCGGUAGCCACCUAGCCAGCUAGCAGCACAGCUAACAGGGUGGACUAGCAUGCUAGCUGUAGCCAUUCCUUCAGAUCUGAUUCGCGGGUGGUUUGCUACAGGCUUGUUACGGAUUUUUCUCGAGGAACAAGGAUUCCAGAAAACGCAACCGAUCUGAUGCAACUACGUUAAAGGAAAGACUGUACUGACAUUAUUUCACAAUGUUGCCUGCAUAUAUUCUCUCACGUAUAUAUGGGUACUUUGAAUCCUUAGACUUGUGUAGUUAAAGCAGCUAGUGAGUGUUAGCUAAACAAUCUUUUCAUAUCAACGAGUCUAGCUAGCUAGCUAGCUGAAUGCUAGAGAAUUGAACACGUUGGACUUUCUUCUCCGCCCAUUUUGGGGGGUGACAGGAUUUUUAUCAGCCAUAUGUCGUUGUUUUAAUAAACAAGCUGCAUUAGACGCUACUCUCUUCGGAUUGUCCAUUAAUUGAUCUUCACCGCGCUGGACAGUUGGUACAUAUCUGCAGGAGUCAGGAUGCGGCUUCGGACUUUGAUUGUUUUGGUGGCGUCUGUCUGCAUUUUAUGGAGUUGUCAGUCAACAAAUGGAGAAGUCUGCUCCAGCAUAGACAUCCGGAACAACACAACGGACCUGGCGUUACUAAAGAACUGCACGGUGAUCGAGGGCCACCUGAAGAUACUACUCAUGUUCAAAACCAAGCCAGAGGACUUUCGCGGCCUCAGCUUCCCCAACCUCACAAUGAUCACCGACUACCUGCUCCUCUUCCGUGUCUACGGCCUGGAGAGCCUGAGCGACCUCUUCCCCAACCUGACGGUCAUCCGGGGCAACAACCUCUUCUUCAACUACGCACUGGUGCUGUUCGAGAUGCUGCAACUGAAGGAGAUUGGCCUGCACAGCCUGACGAACAUCACGCGCGGCGCCGUGCGUGUGGAGAAGAACCCGGACCUGUGCUAUCUGGCCACGCUAGACUGGUCCAAGGUGCUGGACACAGUGGAGGACAACUACAUUGUGGCAAACAAGAAUGAGCGCGAGUGUGGCGAUGUUUGCCCCGGCACGGUCAAGGGAAAAAUCACCUGCCCACAGACCACCAUCAAUAUGCACUUCAGCGAACGCUGCUGGACCUUACGGCACUGCCAGCGCAUCUGCCCGUCCUACUGUAAGCACGCCUGCACCCGAGACAACCAGUGCUGCCACGAGCAGUGCCUGGGAGGCUGCCUGGAGCCCGGCUCGCCCAGCAAGUGCGUGGCGUGCCGGCACUACCUGCAUAAUGACACGUGUGUGGAGCAGUGCCCGGCGGGCUACUACACCUACAAGGGCUGGCGCUGCGUCUCGGUGCACUUCUGCCAGGAGCGUUACCAGCGCUGCAAGGAAGCCAACGGCACCGCGUGUCAGCACCACGUCAUCCACGACGGCGCCUGCCUGGCCGAGUGCCCCUCGGGAUACACCACCGCCAACGCCACCUCGCUGCACUGUACGCCCUGUGCGGGCCUGUGUCCAAAGGUGUGUAUGGGCCGCAAGACCAUCGACUCGGUGACUGCGGCCCAGGAGCUGCGUGGCUGCACUGUGCUCAAUGGCAGCCUGGUCAUCAUCAUCCGCGGAGGCAAUAACAUCGCUGCCGAGCUGGAGGCCAACCUAGGCCAGCUGGAGGAGAUCACAGGCUACCUGAUGGUGCGGCGCUCCUACGCACUCGUCUCACUCUCUUUUCUCCGCAAGCUGCGCAUCAUUCACGGGGACACGCAGGAGUCCGGGAACUACUCUUUCUACGCACUGGACAACCAGAACCUGCGUCAGCUGUGGGACUGGAGCAAGCACAACCUGACCAUCGUGAGCGGCCGUAUGUUCUUCCACUACAACUCCAAGCUGUGCAUGUCCGAGAUCCGUAAGAUGGAGGAGGUGACGGGGACCAAGAAACGGCAUGCCAAGAACGACAUCGCCACCAAGACCAACGGAGACCAGGCCUCAUGUGAGAAUGCCGAGCUGAAGUUCACCGUCAUCCGCACCAUGUCUGACAAGAUCCUCCUCAAGUGGGAGUCCUUCUGGCCCACAGACUUCCGAGACCUGCUGGGCUUCAUGGUGCUCUAUAAAGAGGCGCCCUACGCCAACGUGACCGAGUUCGACGGACAGGAUGCCUGCGGCUCCAACAGCUGGGUGAUUGCCGACGUGGACCCACCAGCACGUGCCACUGACGGCAAGGACCAUGCCGACCCCGGCUACCUCAUCACCAUGCUGAAGCCCUGGACGCAGUAUGCCAUCAUGGUCAAGACCCAGCUGUCUGGCUCCGACGAGCACCAGGUCAACGGUGCCAAGAGCAAGAUCAUCUAUGUUCGCACCAACGCCACCAAGCCCUCUGUGCCACUGGACCCCAUCUCCUCGUCUAACUCAUCAUCUCAGAUCAUCCUGAAGUGGAAGCCUCCGAAUGACCCCAACGGCAACAUCACCCACUACCUGGUCUACUGCCAGCAGCUGGCCGAGGCCAGCGAGCUCUACAAGUUUGACUACUGCCAGCAAGGUAUGAAGGUGCCAUCACGCGUGCCCACAAAGGUGGACAACGAGGACGAUCAGAAGCGGAACCAGACGGAGGAGCAUGGCCAGACCGGCCACUGUUGCGCCUGCCCCAAGACCGAGAAGCAGCUCAAGAAGGAGGCCGAGGAGUCCGAGUACCGCAAGACCUUCGAGAACUACCUCCACAACGAAGUCUUCACCGUCAGGCCCUCUCCUACUCGUCAGCGGCGAUCCCUGGGCAGCGUAGCCAACCGCACGCUGAUCGUCACCACCCCCUCCACCGUGCCCAGCCUCCUGCCGCCCACGCUCAGCCCCGAGGAGAAGGAGGCAGAGGCCAACAAGCUGGAGCUCAAGGUGCUCGCCAAGGAGUCCACGGUUAUCUCCAACCUGCGCCACUUCACCAGCUACCAGAUCGAGAUCCACGCCUGCAACCACGACACCGACCCCUUGCGCUGCAGCAUGGCUGCCUACGUCAGCGCCCGCACCAUGCCAGAGGACCGAGCGGAUGACAUCCCAGGGUCCAUCUCAACUGAGGUGUCUGACUACACGGUCCACAUCAAGUGGUCAGAGCCCCAAAACCCCAAUGGCAUGAUCAUCCUCUACGAUGUCAACUACAAGAGAGUGGGAGACGCGGAGGCUUUGCCACUUUGCGUGUCCAGGAAGAGCUACUUAGCUGAUGGAGGCUGCAAGCUCCGGGUGGUGCAUCCUGGGAACUAUACAGUGCGCAUCCGCGCCACCUCCCUGGCGGGCAAUGGUUCCUGGACGGAGCCGGCACACUUCUACAUACAAGACCGAGUGGACACGACAAACAUGCUGAAGAUUGUCAUCGGGCCGGUUAUCUGCAGCAUCCUGCUUGUGAUGAUGAUGUGUCUCGGCAUCUUUGUGUUUAAGAAGAAGCAAACCGAGGGCCCUACUGGGCGCCUGUACACAUCGCCCAACCCAGAGUAUCUCAGCCCGGAUGAAGUCUAUGAGCCAGAUGACUGGGAGGUUCCUCGUGACAAGAUCGCACUUCUGCGUGAGUUGGGUCAGGGCUCCUUUGGCAUGGUGUACGAGGGCAACGCCAAGGACAUUAUUAAGGGCGAGUCCCAGACGCGCGUCGCUGUGAAGACGGUCAACGAGUCGGCCAGCCUGAGGGAGAGGAUCGAGUUCCUGAAUGAAGCGUCCGUCAUGAAGGCCUUCAGCUGCCACCAUGUGGUGAGGCUGCUGGGUGUGGUGUCCAAGGGGCAACCGACCCUGGUGGUGAUGGAGCUGAUGACCCACGGUGACCUGAAGAGCUGGCUGCGCUCCCUGCGUCCGGACGCAGAGAACAACCCCGGGCGUCCUCCCCCCACCUUGAAGGAGAUGAUCCAGAUGGCGGCGGAGAUUGCAGAUGGCAUGGCCUACCUCAACGCCAAGAAGUUUGUGCACAGAGACUUGGCUGCCCGCAACUGUAUGGUGGCCGAGGACUUAACUGUCAAAAUAGGAGACUUUGGGAUGACGAGAGACAUUUAUGAGACUGAUUAUUACAGAAAGGGGGGGAAGGGUCUGCUGCCUGUUAGGUGGAUGGCCCCUGAGUCCCUAAAGGAUGGGGUGUUCACCGCCCAUUCAGAUUGCUGGUCAUUUGGCGUGGUGCUGUGGGAGAUCAGUACACUGGCGGAGCAGCCCUACCAGGGCCUGUCCAACGAGCAGGUCCUCAAGUUCGUCAUGGAGGGGGGAUACCUGGACCGGCCCGAUAACUGUCCAGACCGCCUACACAGCCUGAUGCAGAUGUGCUGGCACUACAACCCCAAGAUGCGGCCACCCUUCCAGGAGAUCAUCGAGAUGCUCCGGAAGGACCUGCACCCCUCCUUCCAGGAGGUCUCCUUCUACUACAGUGAGGAGAACAAGCCUCCAGAGACCGAGGACUUCGACAUGGACCUGGAGAACAUGGAGAGCAUCCCGCUGGACCCAUCGUCCUACUCGCAGCGCGAGGCCAGCCUGGCCGGGGACGAGGGCUCGUCAGUAGGCCUGAGGGGCAGCUACGAGGAGCAUGUGCCCUACACACAUAUGAACGGCGGCAAAAAGAACGGACGCAUUUUAUCCCUGCCGCGCUCCAGCCCCUCCUGAUAUUGCCCUCUCGCUCCUGACAACCCCCCCCCCCCCCCACACACACACACACACACACACACACACACACACAACCCCCCCCCCCCCCCCAUCCCACAGACCCCCUAAAUCACAGAAACACACAGCUAUAUAUUUCCUUUUUUUUUUGGUUCGUUGUUUUAUAGAUUUCACUUUUAUCACGCUCUACAGUGGCUCUUCAGAAAACAAAUCAAAUGAUCUCAGGACUUUUUCUUGUUCUUCUUCUUCUUCUUCUUCUUCUUCUUCUUCUUCUUCUUCUUCUUCUUCUUCUAUCCUCUCUGCUGCAACAGUCUGACAAAGCAGGGUGAGCUGGCCCUCUUUUUGUAUUUGAGCUGAAAAUGGACGUUUCUGCUUCUCACCUGACUUCAGAUUUGUUUUUUCUUCCUUUUAAAAAAAAAAAAAUAAAUAUUGCCAAGUUUCCAGGACUGGUCAGAUGGAACAAACUGUGAAAUUAACCUCAUUAAAAAAAACCAAAAAGGCUGCUUAACUACACCACCUUAAACAGACUGUCCACCAUGGGCCCCUUACACAAACACUCACACACACACACAAUCACAAUCCAACCCCCUCCCAUGCUGGAUUUUUCUCCAGGAGCUGAAGUGGCCUUAUCGUCUCUGUGGCCUAUGAACAUACAGUAGAGGUGUGUGAGUGUGUGUGUGUGUGUGUGUGUGUGUCUUGCUUUCUGUCUCCGAAGUGUCAGUGGCAAACAACCGGAAGCUUUUGGGAACUGUGGGAUUAUGGUCCUGCUCCACCCAUCCAUGAACAAAACUCUUCCCAGGGGGAGCAGUGCGGAUGAGAGGUGUGUGCUGGGAACCCCCCCCCCCCCCCCCGGCUUUUUUUCUCCUCCAGUAUUCCAAACCUUAACAGAGAAUGAACAGUCUUUUUUUUUUUUUUUUCUUUUUUUUCUUUUUUUGGGACAUUACUUUUUAAUUUAUUUACUUUUUCUUUCAGUUUUUUUUUUUCCUCUUGUGUUCUUACAUUACAGCUGAAGGAUAUUUAAACUGUUUUCAGAACAUUUGACAGGGGUUCCUCAGAUUGACCAAUAGUUGCUGCUUUGAUAUAUUUUAGUGGGGAUAGAAAUGAAAAGUAUAUAUAAAUAUAUUAUUGAUGUUUUUUGUACAUAGUUGAUAUGUUGUCAUUCAGAAAAAAGAGGUUAUUGCCGUUUGUAGAGAUGUUUUUACAUGUUUGUCUCUAAUCUUUAUUUUUUCUAAUCCAAAAAAAAUCCUACUAAUCAUCCUCUGGAUAUCAGAUCUGCCAAUCGCACCGAUUGCUCGUUUUUGUCUUUUUUUGUUUUUGUUUUUCUAUCAGACACAGGAGAAGUAUUUUAGAUGCCUUUGGAUUCAGAUGUCAGCGCUUAAUUUCAAGAUCAUUUGAAAUACUGCUGUAAAUAAAAAAAGAAAGCAGUGAGGUGCAUUCAAGAAGAGCUCCUGGGCAUGGUUGUCAUUUCUUGCGUGGUCAGAGCCCUCAGAUGAUUGUGGUUUGCUCUUUGUUUGCUUGUUCAUUUGUUGGUAUAACUGUCGAAAAAGAAAAUGUUUAUGUCCACACGAGUAUCGCAAAAGACACUACAUUCACAGAAACCAGAAAGAAAUAAGACAGUUUGGCUCUGAAAAGUAAUGAAGGAAAGGCAGCAGGAAGGGCAGCCAGGGGUAUUUUAUUAAAAGGAAAAAUCCUUAUUUUUUCACUUUGAUUAUAGUUGAAAGAAGAUAUGCUGGAAUGACCGUUUGACUCCACCA
This is a messenger RNA of Alosa sapidissima (American shad), 7089 nucleotides long. RefSeq names its product insulin receptor a (gene insra). The transcript has 21 exons. Gene Ontology annotation, molecular function: insulin receptor activity; insulin receptor substrate binding; phosphatidylinositol 3-kinase binding. The coding region runs from base 1268 to 5338 and encodes 1356 amino acids. The record is from RefSeq and is a predicted model, not a curated record. Gene Ontology annotation, cellular component: membrane; axon; insulin receptor complex. Gene Ontology annotation, biological process: positive regulation of MAPK cascade; glucose homeostasis; cell surface receptor protein tyrosine kinase signaling pathway. Lineage: Eukaryota; Metazoa; Chordata; Actinopteri; Clupeiformes; Clupeidae.